Messenger RNA from Cladocopium goreaui, 543 nucleotides. NCBI's taxonomy places the organism in Eukaryota, Dinophyceae, Suessiales, Symbiodiniaceae. The record is from the annotation of a GenBank genome assembly.
AUGAGGACCUUUUUUAUCCAUGUUGCCCAUGUUGCGAUUCUCUAUCGAGCAUUGGCAGCGUCGACAUGCUCUGAAGAGAUUGUCCAAAGGUUGCCAAAGAUUUGGGAGUCUUCUGGCCCACCGAUCUCUUACGGAGAUACCGCUACAUGCCAUGGUGUUUUGAAGCGUGUGUCUAUUCGAUGCGACACAGUGAAUGACAUUGUGACGCAGUUUUUGUUCACCAAGAUGGAUAAAAACGUGAUCUCUGACGAACUUGUCAAUCUCUUGAAGGAGCGCUUUGUCUCUGAGUUUCAAGCGUGCGUCCCGUUUGCAUGCGCGAUACCACAAGGUGACGCAGCUGACGCAAGUGACGCAGGUGACGAGUUGUUUCGUUUGCCCUUCGCUUUGCUUCUGCUUUUGUACGGCAACGGCCUCCUUACCGGCACUUUGCUCCGCGACGCAGCCCUGGAACUCCACGAGCUGGUCAACGUAGAAUUCCGGAUUUUCCAUGCCUGUCAUUGCGUUCGGUGCAGCUGGCAGUGCCAAGAGCUCCAGAAGCCUUAG